CCCCGAACACUCAGCUCGCUCACUGAGCUACAAAGAAAAGCAACUUCGAGUUCGUUGUGAACAAAUUCAAUGGAGGGCAAGCGGAGCAAAAAGCGAAAGAGAGCGAAACGCCUCAAAUUUCAGAACGAGAAGGACGAUUCUGCGGCGGUUGAAGAAAUCGAUGAACGCAAAGAAGAAGAAGAGUCUGCUGCUUGUGCUUUUGCCAAGCGCCCAAAAUCUCAGGGCCUCUCCAAAUCCUCCACCUUUCUCGAGAAAAUGAGAGCUAGGUUAUCAGGAGGGCAUUUCAGGAUGAUUAACGAGAAGCUCUACACUUGCACUGGAAAAGAAGCGCUUGAGUAUUUCAAAGAGGACCCAGAAUUAUUUAAUGUUUAUCAUGCAGGAUAUCAAGAGCAAAUGUCACAUUGGCCAGAAAAGCCAGUUAAUAUAAUUAUAAAAUGGCUAAAGGAUCACAGCCCUUCAUUGGUUGUAGCUGAUUUUGGCUGCGGGGAUGCACAGCUUGCAAAAAAUGUGAAGAAUAAAGUAUUCUCCUUUGAUCUUGUCGCAAAUGAUCCUUCAGUAAUUGCUUGUGACAUGUCCAAGACACCCCUUGACUCUUCAGUCGUCGAUGUUGCUGUUUUUUGCCUCUCGCUUAUGGGGACUAACUUAGCAAGUUACCUCAAAGAAGCACAUAGAGUCCUUAAAUCACGUGGCUGGCUUUUGAUAGCAGAAGUAAGGAGCAGGUUUGAUCCUAAUACUGGAGGAGCAGACCCAAAAACGUUCUCAAAAGCCGUCUGUGAGCUAGGAUUUACCUCUAUAUUCAAGGACUUCUCGAAUAAAAUGUUUAUUUUAUUAUACUUCAAGAAAAAGGAUAAGCAAACUUCAAAGAAGACGAAGGAAAUUGAAUGGCCUGAGCUGAAACCUUGUUUGUACAAGCGCCGCUGACAUUGAAAGCAAUUUUUUUUUUUUUUUUUUUUGGUUGUCCUCGCCCGUGGCAGUUAAUGUAUUAUUUACCAAAAUUUUCUUCUAUAUAUUAAAUUUUUUUUUACAAAAAUUUUCUUUUAUA
Molecule: messenger RNA, 1042 nt
Organism: Alnus glutinosa
Lineage: Eukaryota; Viridiplantae; Streptophyta; Magnoliopsida; Fagales; Betulaceae
Product: ribosomal RNA-processing protein 8
Exons: 9
Coding region: 70-921 (283 amino acids)
Cellular component (GO): nucleolus
Molecular function (GO): methyltransferase activity
Source: RefSeq, a predicted model, not a curated record